Drosophila montana is the source of this 762-nucleotide messenger RNA. RefSeq lists its product as uncharacterized. The transcript has a single exon. The coding region runs from base 1 to 762 and encodes 253 amino acids. Gene Ontology annotation, molecular function: microtubule binding. Gene Ontology annotation, cellular component: axoneme. The record is from RefSeq and is a predicted model, not a curated record. Gene Ontology annotation, biological process: regulation of cytoskeleton organization. Lineage: Eukaryota; Metazoa; Arthropoda; Insecta; Diptera; Drosophilidae.
AUGUCGAACAGCCGCAUAUUGAGCGCCGAGGAGGAUCUGCAGCUGGAUGCCUGGCUGACGAUCAAACAGAUCAAUCUCAACAAUCGCACGCGCCGCGAUCUCUGCGACGUGGUGAAUGUGGCGAAGCUGUUCAAGCAGCUCGAUUACAAGCUGGUGGAGGCACAUAAUUACUUUUCGCACAGCAGCCUGUCCUUGAAGUUGCAGAACUGGGAGACCUUCAAUCUGUUGGUGCUGCGCAAGAUGGGCAUGACGUUGUCACGGCAGGCGCUCGAGGAUCUGGCCACGGGUCGUCUCGGUGCCAUCAAAUCGCUGCUCUUCCAACUGAUGUGUGCGGAGCGCAACGGGAUCAGGCUGCGUGCCGGUUCGCGCUCAUGUCUGACAGGCACUGGCACCGAUGUUGAGAUGCUGCUGGACGAAUCGAUCCCGAUCCACACGAAGGCUGUGCCGAGUGAUCCGCAGUCGUUUCUUGAUGCCAAGUACGAGGAGCUGAUUCGUGAGAGCAACCAGAGGGAUAACGAUAUUAGCUCAAUAACCGACAGGAUUAAGCAUCUGGAAUCCGUCAAGCUGAUCAAAGAAGAUCGCAUCAAUUGCCUCAUUGAGAAUCUGGCCCUGCUUUCGGUCCGCACGCUGACCUUGCAAAUUCUGUGUAGGAAUCCCAAAUGGAAACAGAAACAGCUGCAAAAGCUGCAGCAGAAGCUGGAUAUAAGGCUCAAGAAACAUCAGCUAAAAAACAAUAGAAAAAACUGCAUAAAAAACGGCUAA